Molecule: messenger RNA, 1983 nt
Organism: Pongo pygmaeus (Bornean orangutan)
Lineage: Eukaryota; Metazoa; Chordata; Mammalia; Primates; Hominidae
Gene: CDCP2
Product: CUB domain containing protein 2
Exons: 6
Coding region: 80-1702 (540 amino acids)
Source: RefSeq, a predicted model, not a curated record
CUCUCUUUCCCUUGCUCCGGACCCUCAGAUCCUGGCCUACCUGAGCUCGGCAGACCUGUGGGGGGCCCCUGGUGAGGAGAUGCUGGCAGAGCGGGGGGCUUGCCUGCUGCUGGCAGUGGCACUGCUGGGCCCAGGGCCCCGGGCCCAAGCCAUGGAAGGUGUCAAAUGUGGGGGUGUGCUCUCAGCACCUUCUGGAAACUUCUCCAGCCCCAACUUCCCUAGACUGUACCCCUACAACACAGAGUGCAGCUGGCUGAUCGUGGUGGCCGAGGGAUCCUCGGUGCUGCUCACCUUCCAUGCCUUUGACCUGGAGUACCACGACACCUGCAGCUUCGACUUCCUGGAGAUCUACAAUGGGGCCUCACCAGACAAGGGCAACCUGCUGGGGAGGUUCUGCGGCAAGGUGCCCCCACCGCCCUUCACCUCCUCCUGGCAUGUCAUGUCUGUCAUCUUCCACUCGGACAAGCACGUGGCCAGCCAUGGCUUUUCUGCGGGCUACCGGAAAGAUGUGUGUGGCGGCGUCCUGACCGGCCUGUCGGGGGUCCUCACCAGUCCUGAGUACCCCAACAACUACCCGAACAGCAUGGAGUGCCACUGGGUGAUCCGGGCCGCCGGCCCUGCCCACGUCAAGCUGGUGUUCGUGGACUUCCAGGUGGAGGGCAAUGAGGAGUGCACCUAUGACUACGUGGCUGUACUUGGGGGUCCUGGCCCCACCCGUGGGCACCACUACUGUGGCAGCACCAGGCCCCCCACCCUCCUGUCUCUGGGCCACGAACUGCAGGUGGUCUUCAAGUCCGACUUCAACAUCGGAGGCCGUGGCUUCAAGGCCUACUACUUCUCAGGAGAAUGCCAGGAGGUAUACAUGGCCAUGCGGGGCAACUUCUCCAGCCCACAGUACCCCAGCUCCUACCCCAACAACAUCCGCUGCCACUGGACCAUCCGCCUGCCCCCGGGCUACCGGGUCAAGGUGUUCUUCCUGGAUCUGGACCUGGAGAAGCCCAACAGCCUGACCAAGACCUGUGACUUUGACCAUCUGGCGGCCUUCGAUGGGGCCAGUGAGGAGGCACCCCUGCUGGGGAAUUGGUGUGGACACCACCUGCCACCACCCGUCACCUCAAGCCACAACCAGCUUCUACUUCUGCUGCACACGGACCGCAGCACCACCCACAGGGGCUUCUCCGUGGCCUACAUCGGAGUGGUGCCCAUGAACGUGAGCUGCUCCCGCACGGACUUCCAGAUCCUGAUCUCCACGCAGGCGCUGUCCCCGCUGGAGCGGACCAAGGUCUACCUGGGCAGCCGGAGCUGUGCCGCCCAGGAGGUCGGCGGCAACUUCAGGAUCCAGGCCCGCUUUGAUACCUGCGGCACUGAGUCUCAGAGAAGAAACAACACUUCAGUGAUUGUCAGCGUGCUGUACAUCGACUUCUCGGCCGCGGGGCGGGAGGACAUCCAUGAGUACGAGGUCCGCUGUGAGCCGCGGCGCAAGGAGGCUUCUGUCUACCUGUUGUCUGGUUCUCACUGGCUGGGGCCCUAUGCUGCCACUGCAGAGCACCUUCAGGAAGCACCACCCAGGGAUGAGGCAGAGGCACUGGAGGGCCCAGUGACUAUGGUGGCCCAGGAUACCAGUGACAUCGUCUUCCUGGGCCUUUGCAUCCUGGCUGGAAUCCUCAUGGUUAUUGCCAUCGUGGUCUUGAUGCUGCUUUGAAUAGACAGCAUAGGGACCUGGCAUCUGACACGCCUGGGAGGCAGCUUAGGGACCCAUAACAGGGGUGGGAUGGGCACUUGCUGACUUGGUGACCAUGGGCAGGUCAUGUCCCUCUCUGAGCCUCCAUUUCCUAGGGACAAUCAUUCUGCCCUGCUAUCUCACAGGGCUGGCAUGAGGCUCAGAGGCGGGCAGAGAUGGAUAAGAGCUUUGUAAUCUGUAGCAUGCUGUGUAUGUAUAUGCAAUUGCUGUUAUUAAUUUUAAAGAUAUUCUGCUGUAGAAAA